AUGGCGGCGAGUCCGACAGCCGCAUCGGCGGCGGAGGCAAUGGGGCGCUCCGCGCCGGCGCCGUCAGCCGGCUUCAAUCUCAACGCGCUCGCCGUGCCCGACGCUGCGGCGCUGCCGCUGCCAGGUACGCUGCAGAUUGCCUCGCGAGGUGAAUCCAACUUAAACGGCUUUGCCUGCUCCACCUCGCCCGCCCUUGCCGCCGCUAGAAGCGCCGAAACAACUGGGGAGCCGCCUUCGACCGCGCGUCCCCCCGGGUCUUUACCCCCCGUGCGGUCCACCGCCGUCCCCUCGCGCCUUCCGCCCGUUUGGCCAGCUGUUGCCGUGCCGCGCGCUCAGCUUGGCGCGCUGCUCGCGUCGAACCUCCCCGCCAUAGCGUUCCCCGCCACGGUCACGCCUGGCGUACCCAACGCCGCGCCCGGUAGUGCGAGCUCGCCGCUGCUGCCACGCGCGCCCGCUUCCACGCCCGCUCAUCGCGGCGUCGCCCCGCCAGCGCACCAGGUCGACCACACCGUCCUCGCACUUACACCCGCCCAACAAUCAUCCCCUCUCGCCUCCCCCACUGUCACACUCGCCUCAGCCACCCGUCAACCGCACACGCACUCGCUCGCCGCUGCAGCUACCGCCGGUUGCUCCGCCGCGCCCUCGCACCUCCCGUUGCACGCCCUGGCCACGCCGCCCCCACCGCCUGCUCCCCCUCCGCCCGCCCCCUGCCGCGCUGGCCCAGCGCACGCCAUGCUUGAUGCCGUGGGGUUGGCGCGGACGAGCGCGGCGGGCGAAAGGGGCGGCAGGGGGACGCACGCGGGUAGACGAGGGGCAGACGCAGUUGCAGGCGCGGAGGAGGCGCGCGAGGGAGGUGCGGCGGUCCAUGGGAGGGCGACCCCCUCGACAGCGCGGCGAGGGGGCGAGGGUGCAGCCAUGGUGGCACACGGGGAUGGCCCAUGGCACCACGUACAAGCACCGGGAGAAACCGAGGGCGAAGCAGGAGAAGGAAAGGUAGGAGAAGGGGAGGCGCAGGAGCAAGGAGGUGCAGGCAGCAGGCAGGGCAGUGUGCGGGUGCUCUCCCCCAGGGCGCGGCCUCGCCCUGCGCUACACACGUGGGCAGCGCCGCCCCACACGGUCCUGCAUGCAGCACUGCCGCGCACCACAGGAGCCGCGCACAGCAGCAGAGGUGACACGGCAGUGCGGGAGGAGGCGGCGCCGGCGGUUGGUCGUACGGGCGAUGCUGAGUGCAUGGCAGCGCCACAGCCUCCCGUGCCUGCACCUGCUACGACUGCUGCCACCCUGCCUGUGCGUGUGCGGUGUGCAGCAGCAGGUGUGGCGGGUGGCGAGACACGCCCCAGUGGUUGUGCGCGUGCAGGUGGUGCGGCGCUGCAGAGCACAGGGCAGGGUAAUGCCGCAGCCGCGAGGGCGAGCGAGGGCGUGUGGGUGCAGCAGUGGGGCAAGGCGGAGGGGCGUGUGGCGCCCCAGGUGCUGGGGGCAGGCGCGCUGGUGACGGUGGGCAGCGCAGGAGGCUUUGCCACGCGCUACCUGUCGCACCCCCUGCACGGCAGCAGCACCGUGCACGGCACACUGGAGCGCUACCCUGUGGGGGCUGCUGGCGGACUAGGGCUGGCGCAUGCAGGCGCUGUGUGGCGAGAAGGGGCGCAUGGCGGGUGCAGGGGUAGGGUGGAUAGGCAUGGUGGCAAGCGCAAGGAGAGAGAGGGCGUGCAGGCAGAGGGCGUGGGGCGGGGGGAAAGAAGGGCAGAAGGGGCAUGUCAUGAGGACAGGGCAGGGAAAGUGGAGAGGUGCGGCACAGUGGGGGAGAUGAUGUGCGUGGCAGGUGGUGACGAUGCUCACAUGCAGCAUGGCGGCAUGGCACACGGUGCUGCUGCUGAUGAUAAUCAUGCACAGGAAGGCAUGGAAGGUGGUGGUGCUGGUGCAGGGUGCAGGAAAAGUGAGGGGGAUCCGGGAGCGCAAGUGCAGGCGAAGGGGCAGCAUGAGGUGAUGCGAGGGCAAGUGGAGGAGGCAGCAGCAGAGGAAGCAGUGGGGAAGGCAGCAGAGGAGAGCAUAUUGGUGCAGCUGUUGAAGAAGCAACUGCUCUCACUGGCCGAAGCCAUUGCCACGCAUGAUGAUAUGCGGGCGCGCUUUCUACUGCAGCACGUGUGGCAGGAAGUGGACCCCGUGGGCUCGCCCAUGCAGCGCACCGCCUUCUACUUCGUGCGCGCGCUCUCCGCCAGAGCCACCGCCACCGCACACCUGCUGCACACACCCUCCAUGCCGCAGGAGGUGGACGACGCCCUCGCGCCUGUGCUCGCCGCCACGCCGCUGCGCCACUUCCUCUCCUGCUCCGCCACCCAUGCCCUGCACCUCGCCCUCACGCCCGCCCUCACACACCCCCAUGCGCACCCACACGCCCCCGCUGCCCACCUCGCUGCCGGUGCUGCUGCCGCUGACAGUGUGCGGAUGGGAAUGACAGUGCGUGAGGGACAGCGGCGUGUGGAGAGAAAAGGAACCGUGCAGGGAACGGCGUUGCAGCAUGAGCAGGAGAGGCAGGGGAGCAGCACGGAGGAGGGCGAGGAGAGACUUGCAGGGAAGCAGAAAGCUGAGAGGUGGGAGGAGGAAGGAAGGGCGAAAUCUGUUGGUGAGGACGAGGAAGGUGAGGGAACAGGGAGGGAGGGGGGCAUUAUCGGGGAUGAAGGCAGUGCGAGGGGCUGUGGAGGAAGCAGCUUGUGUGGCACGGAGAAGCUGGGCUGGGGAGCAACUGACCCAGCAUCCCAUUCACAUGGCGUGCACAUGAGCGUGCACGCGCCGUCACCGCGUGCGCCGUGUGCCCCCCUGGCAGUGCACGUGGUGGACCUGGGCCAGCACCACGCCGCGCACUGCCAUGCCCUGCUCGCCGCACUCGCUGCCCGUGCGCCGCAGCAGCGCCCCGUGUCGCUGCGCCUCACUCUCGUGCACCUGCUCCAUGCCCACCCCGCCCAGCCCUGCACACCCCCCUUGCCGCCUCCACACCACGGCAGCAGCGCUGACAUGAACUCUCCUGCAUGUGCCCGCCCUGCUGCUGCACCUGCCACAUCCUGUGCGGAACACGUAUGCGCGCUGGCUCACAACAGUCAAGGCCUUGGCCCUGGCCUCGCUGGCAGCAGCUGUGGUGCAGUGGAUGCUGGUGCACGUGGACCCGCGCCUCAUGGGGCUGCACACCCCGUGCUGCCUGCACCUGCACCACCCGGGGACCCUCAUGCUGCUGCUCUGCGUGGUGCUGGCGACCAAGGAGCAGACGGAGCUGCAGGGCAUGGGCUUGCCAUGGCAGCAGCGCACGGUGAGGCGGGCCACUUGGAUGACUGCAGCAGUGCACAGCGAUACCAUGUGGAUACCCAUUCCCAUCAGCCCUCACCACCACUCCAAGAAUCACCACCCACACCCAGUAGCACUGCCCCUUCUGCUGCCACUGCCCCUGCUGAGGCCCCUCCAGCUGCAACACCACAGUGCUGCGUGCUGCCUGCACCUGCUUAUGCUGCUCCCUCUCCUGCACUCCAUCCACCUUCCUCUGUGCACCUGCCACACACACCUGCACCCUCCACCACAUUAUCUCACCCCAACCAUGCACCUGCACCUGUGCUGGUGCAGCAGGUACAGGCGGCGGCGCGUGAGUUAGGCAUGCAUGUGAGUGUGCGUGCAGUGCAGGUGGGCAUGCAGGGGGUGACACGCGAGGCGCUGGGCGUGCAGGAGGGGGAGGUGCUGCUGGUGCGCGCAGCCCUGCUGCUGCAGCAGCUGUGCGAUGCCUCUGUCAUCCGAGCCAACCCCCGCGACUCUCUGCUCCAGGUGUGCCGCCUUGCGCCUUCCUCGCCUGCUCUAGGUCCAGUGGGUUACAGAAAGAUUGCAGGGAUGAUUGGGUAUCAACUGGCAGGGCUUGGAUACUGUCUUUAUCCUUCCCCUGCACAGCUGUUCGUAUGCCAGCUUCAAUGCUUGGCCAUCCACUCUCUGCGGCCACUACUGGUGACAGUGACGGAGCAGGAGGUGGGGCUCAACUCGCCCUUCUUCCUCAGCCGCUUCCGAGAAGCCUUGGAGCACUACUCUGCAUGGUUUGACUGCCUGCACGCGCCCACCUGCCCGGCGUCACAGGCGCAGCGAGGGGUGCUGGAGGCGCAGGUGCUGGGGGCGGGCAUCAGCAACAUCGUGGCCUGCGAGGGCAUCCACCGCCGCAUGCGCCCCGAGCCCCUGCACGCGUGGCACGCGCGUGCCAUGCGCCUGGGCUUUGAUGUGGUGCCCAUCAGUGCGGACGUGCUCACCAGCAGCGACAUGGCGAGUGCCGUCCACAGCAGCAGCGACGGCCUUGACGUCCAGUUGAGGCACGGCGCAGCGCUGCUCCUGUGGAAGGGCUGUCCCUUGCUCUCAACGUUUGUCUUGAAGCCAAGUGAGGGAGCAACUGCAUCUUCUACCGGUACGUGA
Closterium sp. Yama58-4 is the source of this 4428-nucleotide messenger RNA. Lineage: Eukaryota; Viridiplantae; Streptophyta; Zygnematophyceae; Desmidiales; Closteriaceae. The record is from the annotation of a GenBank genome assembly.